AUGUCUGAAAAACUUUCAAAAAAUCUUUGCACAUGCCAAUCACUUGAACCUCGUCAUGAUAAAUUAAUAAUUUAUCAAAUACUUGUUCGAUUAUUUGGAAAUCGAAAUUUAACAAAUAUUGUUCAUGGAACUAUCGAACAAAAUGGUGUUGGUAAAAUGAACGAUAUUAAUGAUGCAUGUUUAAAUGAAUUAAAAAAAUUUGGUUAUACACAUGUUUGGUAUUGUGGACUUCUUGAACAUGCAACAUUAACUGAUUAUACAGCAUAUGGAAUUCGUAAAGAUAAUCCUUAUAUUGUCAAAGGUUUAGCUGGUUCACCAUAUGCAGUAAAAGAUUAUUAUGAUAUUAAUCCAGAUAUAGCUGUUGACAUUCCAAAUCGUAUAAGUGAAUUUGAACAAUUAGUUAAACGUACUCAUGCACACGGUCUUCAGGUUAUUAUGGAUUUUAUUCCUAAUCAUGUUGCUAGAGAAUAUGGUUCUGAUGUUCGACCUGAUGAAGAUUUUGGUAUAAAUGAUGAUCAAAAAAUAUCAUUUAGUCCAAAGAAUAAUUUUUAUUAUAUUGAACAUGAAGAAUUUCAAAUACCAAAUGUUGAACAUAUACCUCCAUGUAUUGAUAUAUCGAAGAUACCAAAAUAUACUGAAAGACCAGCACGUGCAACAGGUAAUGAUGUAUUUCAUUCAAGACCAUUAAUUACAGAUUGGUUUGAAACUGCUAAAUUAAAUUAUGGAAUUGAUUAUGCUGCUGGUAGAAAUUAUUUUGAUCCCCGACCACCACUUUGGGAUAAACUUUUUCGAAUUUUAUGUUAUUGGAUUGACAAAGAUGUUGAUGGUUUUCGUUGUGAUAUGGCAGAAAUGGUUCCGGUUGAUUUUUGGCAUUGGUUAAUAACAUCGAUACGUAAAACAUAUCCUGAACGGCGAAUUAUUUUUAUUGCAGAAAUUUAUCGACCGGAUUUAUAUGAACGUUAUAUUGAACAGGGUCUUUUUGAUUAUUUAUAUGAUAAAGUUGGAUUAUAUGAUUGUGUACGUUGGUUAUUAGAAGUAGGUUCAAUUUUGGGAAACUGUAAUGAUAUAACGCGUAUUCAUAAUGAACAAAAACAUAUUGAGAAACAUAUACUUGCUGCAAACCAAUUUGCAGGAAACCCAUGGAAAGCAAUACCAGCUAUUGUCUGUACAGCUGUUAUGCAUUCUGGUCCGUUCAUGAUUUAUUUUGGACAAGAAAUUGGUGUGAAUAGUGUAGGACAGAAAGGUUUUCAAGGAGAUGAUGGUCGAACAACGAUUUUUGAUUAUUGGGGUAUUCCUGAAUUUCAAGCUUGGUAUAAUAAUGGUGCAUGUGAUGGUGGCCAAUUAACAGUUUCACAAAAAGGUCUCCGUUCAUUCUAUGAAAAUCUUAUCAAACUUGUUCAUGAUCAUAAAUCUUUACAUUGUGUUUCAUCAAAAUUAAUUGAUUUACAAUUUGCUAAUCAUUCAUUAUAUGAUACAAAAAAAAUUUAUUCUUUUAUUCGAUAUCAUGAACAUGAUGAGCAAUUAUUAUUUAUAUUGAAUUUCGAUUAUAACAAUAGUCAUGAUAUUGAAUUAGCGAUACCGAAUGAAAUUUUGUCAUGCAUUGGAUUGGAUAUAACUAAAGUAUAUACACUUCAAGAAGUCUUUAUUGAUAGAAAACUCAAAUUAGAAUUGCGUGCAAAUGAAAAUCUACGUCUUAAACUACCAGGCAAUCAAGUCUAUGUGUUUCAAAUACAAUAA
Molecule: messenger RNA, 1737 nt
Organism: Rotaria sp. Silwood2
Lineage: Eukaryota; Metazoa; Rotifera; Eurotatoria; Philodinida; Philodinidae
Source: the annotation of a GenBank genome assembly